AUUUAGGCUCAAGAAGGGAAAAUAAUCAGAGAGCCUGUGUGCGUCGGGUAUAAAAGGCUCACAGUCUGUCUUCUCACCACAUCUCGGAUUCUGCAGCGACUCUGCACCAGAAACUUCUUGUGGCUUCAUUCUACGCUUCAGAAUGGAUUUCCAAAUCUUUGCCCUGGUGAUGUUCUUCCUGGCCUGUGUGGAGCACAGCCUGGCUACCUGUGUGGUCGACAGCUUCACAGUCAAGGAGGACUUUGACCCCCAGAGAUAUGCAGGAAAGUGGUACGCUCUGCAGAAGAAAGACCCCGAGGGUUUGUUCCUGCAGGACAACAUCUCUGCUGAAUACACUGUUGGUGAUGAUGGUGCCAUGGUGGCCUCCUCCAGAGGCAGAGUCACUCUCUUUGGGUUCUGGGUUGUUUGCGCUGACAUGGCUGCUCAGUACUCAGUGCCUGACCCCGGCACCCCCGGCAAGAUGUUCAUGAACUACCAGGGACUGGCCAGCUACCUCUCCAGCGGCGGUGACAACUACUGGGUCAUCGACACCGACUAUGACAACUAUGCCAUCACCUACGCCUGCCGCACCGUGAAGGACGACGGAAGCUGCGAGGACGGCUACUCCCUGGUCUUCUCCCGCAACCCCCGCGGCCUCCCCCCUGCCAUCCAGAGAGUGGUCCGCCAGAAGCAGGAGGAAAUCUGCAUGGCUGGACAGUUCCAGCCUGUGCUGCAGUCCGGAGCUUGCUAAACUGCUCCUCAGCUGGAGUCCGUUGAGCCGCCCUUCAUUACACCGGACCGAUCAUCAUCUUCCCAAGAUGGAGAAAGCUCUUCUCAGGAGAACAAUCCUGUCAAACUCGCCAUGUGCGAUGUUCCAAUGUCAUAAGAGAGAAUUAGCGGAAAAGUCCAAUCCACCACCCCUUGAGAAAAUGAACACUGCCAAGUUUAACGUUAAAUUUCAGGCCAAAUCCACUGAAAACUAUCACUAGUUCAGCAAAUGUGAAGAUGUAACCAACUGUAAGGUAUUGUCACACUGAUGGGUAACAUCUGUAAGCACGAUUAUUCUGUAUUGGUGACAAUAAAUUUUUAUAAAGAAA
Acanthochromis polyacanthus (spiny chromis) is the source of this 1076-nucleotide messenger RNA. RefSeq names its product purpurin-like. The transcript has 6 exons. The coding region runs from base 143 to 730 and encodes 195 amino acids. Gene Ontology annotation, molecular function: retinol transmembrane transporter activity; retinoid binding. Lineage: Eukaryota; Metazoa; Chordata; Actinopteri; Pomacentridae. The record is from RefSeq and is a predicted model, not a curated record.